Acaulospora morrowiae is the source of this 301-nucleotide messenger RNA. NCBI's taxonomy places the organism in Eukaryota, Fungi, Glomeromycota, Glomeromycetes, Diversisporales, Acaulosporaceae. The record is from the annotation of a GenBank genome assembly.
ACCAACAGUUGAGAAGUUAAAUGAUGAUGAAUUUGAACAAAUAAUGAAAAAUUAUGCUGCUACUAUUAUAUCUGAUGAUAUUGUUUUUGACGAUUUAGAAAGAGAGGAAAAAAACACUGAUUUAGAAGAUAGUAAUAUUAUAAAUUUAACAAGUAUCGAUAAUGAAAAUUUAGAUAUUCGAAAUACUAUUAAUUUAGAUUAUGCUUUGCACAAAGAUGAUUCAAAUAUUGUAACAAACCAAGAGAUUAUUGAUCAUGGCGAUUCAAAUUUUGAUAUUGAUUCAAUUAUUAGCUUAAAGUAA